This is a messenger RNA of Camelus dromedarius (Arabian camel), 4847 nucleotides long. RefSeq names its product fukutin (gene FKTN). Lineage: Eukaryota; Metazoa; Chordata; Mammalia; Artiodactyla; Camelidae. The record is from RefSeq and is a predicted model, not a curated record. Gene Ontology annotation, cellular component: Golgi membrane. The transcript is spliced from 11 exons. The coding region runs from base 454 to 1908 and encodes 484 amino acids.
UGCUUGGCCGCCGGGGGGACAGGCGGGCAUUUCCAGGCAGGUGUCGCCGGUGGCUCGGGUGCCCUCACUGGGCAUCCCCCAGCCUUCUGGGCACGUGCCGUGCCCCCGGCGGCCCAGCCGGGCCACAGGUCGAGCGCGCUCCGGGCGGAGGGUACUCAGUGGGGCGGCCCACGAGCACCUCGUGCCAGACGUGCACUCGCGCGUCCGUUCCACGCUCCUGGGCCUGUCAGCUAGAAAAGUCCUCAUCCCGGGACAGGUCUGGUUUUGGAGGACGGCUGAGACCGCUGUAGGACCCGGUUGGGGUAGUGACGUUUGAGCAGGAUUGUGAGAACCACUGCAGGACUUGUGAGAGGAUAGAGGGGCCUUUGCAGAAAACAAGAUUAUCUUCUUAUCCAAAAAGAUGAAACCAACGGGGUUACUAUCAAAAGGCAACCAAGUGAGCACCACAGACUAAUGUGUAGAAUCAAUAAGAACGUGAUUUUGGCGCUUUUAACUUUGACAAGUUCUGCAUUUCUGCUGUUUCAGUUGUACUACUACAAGCACUAUUUAUCAGCAAAGAAUGGAGCUGGUUUGUCAAAAUCCAAAGGAAGCCGAAUUGGAUUUGAUGGCACACAAUGGCGUGCAGUUAAAAAAUUUGUUAUGCUAACAUCGAGUCAAAAUAUUCCUGUGUUCCUUAUUGAUCCUUUGAUUCUGGAAUUGAUUAAUAAAAACUUAGAACAAGUCAAGAAUACUUCUCAUGGCUCCACUUCAGAAUGCAGGUUUUUCUGUGUUCCAAGAGACUUUACUGCAUUUGCACUACAGUACCAUCUAUGGAAGAAUGAGGAAGGCUGGUUUCGGAUAGCUGAAAAUAUGGGAUUUCAAUGUCUGAAGAUCGAGAGCAAAGACCCCCGGCUCGAUGGGAUAGAUUCACUUUCUGGAACUGAAAUCCCCCUGCACUACAUCUGCAGGUUGGCCAGUCAUGCCAUCCACGUGGUGGUUUUUCAUGAGAGGAGUGGCAACUACCUCUGGCAUGGCCAUCUGCGGCUCAAAGGACACAUUGACAGGAAAUUUGUCCCUUUUCGAAAGUUAUCAUUUGGUCGUUAUGCUGGAGCUUUUGACAGGCCAGAGUUACAACAAAUUACUAUUGAUGGAUUAGAAGUUCUCAUUCCAAAGGAACCAGUGCACUUUCUAGAAGAAAUACCACACUCUAGAUUUAUUGAGUGUAGGUAUAAAGAAGCUCGAGCAUUCUUUCAGCAGUACCUUGAUGAUAACACUGUGGAAGCUAUGACCUUCCGGAAGAGUGCAAAGGAGUUGUUGCAACUAGCAGCCAAAACGUUGAAGAAAUUGGGAGUGCGGUUCUGGCUGAGCAGCGGAACUUGUCUAGGAUGGUAUCGGCAGUGCAACAUUAUUCCUUAUAGUAAAGAUGUUGACCUAGGAAUUUUUAUUCAGGAUUACAAAUCUGAUAUUAUUUCAGCAUUUCAAGAUGCAGGACUUCCACUCAAACACAAAUUUGGGAAGGUGGAAGACAGCUUGGAACUAUCAUUCCAGGGAAAAGAUGACGUAAAACUUGACAUUUUUUUCUUCUAUGAAGAGACUGACUAUAUGUGGAAUGGAGGCACUCAGGCCAAAACAGGAAAAAAAUUUAAAUACCUGUUUCCCAAGUUUACUCUGUGCUGGACUGAGUUUGUAGACAUGAAGGUUCAUGUGCCCUGUGAAACCAUCGAGUACAUCGAAGCCAACUAUGGAAAGGAAGCUAAGUCCUGCAUUGUAUCUAGGCUGCUUACGACUACUUUGUGGACCAGAUUGGCAGAUUUCCCUCUAAAACUAGAGGAUAAUGCAGAUGUCAGAAAUGGAAACCAGAAGGUCCGAGAGAAUGGGCUGAUGGUUUUCCCAAGAACAGAGCUGGGAAAACCUACAACCUACAGCUAACCCACUCCAAAUUCUAAAAACAACAAAACUUUUUCGAUAAAUGAUAACCAGUGACCUUCCUCUCUUAGGAUGAGCUUUCAGUAAAUAGUUAUUAGGUCUUUUCAUAAAUAACAUAACGUUUUCAGGGACCUUUAUAGAUUACGAGUAAACUUGUCCCCAGAUGACAGGCCAUUGUAAUGAGCUUUCUCUUUGCUACAAAAUCAGCCCAUAGGAAUCAGACCCAAAUUCUAAAUAGCUGAACCUAAUUUUUUUUCAUGGUUGAAAAAAAUAUAACAAAUAAAUACUAGUGUUCCUGAGCAAAAUCUACCCUGUUUCGUGAGGACCAUUUACUCAUGCUUAGUGUCCAAAAGUGCAUAAACUACAUGUUUCUGCCCAUUUCAAACUGGGACUCCCACUGUUUUCCAGGGGGUCUUGCUCAUACCCUAUUUAGAUUAUUAUUAUUUUUUUAUAUGUCCCUGGAGUCCAAGGUCUUGAAGUGUUCAAAAAUCUAAGCUUUCUUGGCCGCAUUGACAGAGGUUCCAAAUCCUUCCCUCCAUAGACCACUCUAAGAACACCUUUUUGACUGUCUUCUGGUUUCACAGGCUUCAGAUCUUGGGUCCUACCCUCCCUUGGGAGAAUGAAACCUUUUCCCAAACUCUGAAGACCAGGCUUGCUCUGAUACAGAUUCAGUUAUACUUCAUCCUAUGCUCCUUAACCAUUACACUCUGCUCAGUGUCCACAGACCUUGGCUCCACCAUCAACACCUCAUCAGAUCACCUUUCUUUCCUCACGUGACUAUUCCAACAAUAAUUCUCCUAAUCUGACCAUUUCCAGGUACAGUUUGCCUGCCUUGCCAGGAGAAAACUUCUUAUAUUAACUUGUAGGAAGCUAGGCACCCAUGGAUGUUCCCAGAGAGGUCCUGAGAGACAAGAUAGACAACUUCUCAGUUGACAGCCAGGUGGCCAUUCGGACCUUCUCUAAGCAGGGAGCACUGUCCUUCUCUCCUCUGCUGCAGCUGCUGACCUCUGGACCCUCGAGUUAAACCUCAGUUCUCCAAAUUGAGUAUCCCUGAGAAGCUGGGCAGUGGGACAAACCCUGAAAUAUGACCACUAGAUGGCAGAAUGUCUGCCACCAUUCCCCCCAAAACAAGUUAGCACUCAGGUGAAAAUCAUCCAGCUUUUGAAUCUUAAAAGCCAGAGGGGGGCCUCACUGCGACAUUUAUUUUAUGGCUCAAUGAAAAAGAACAGAAAGGAGUGAUUUGAGCAAGAAGCAGUUGAGGCCCUCACUCAAGAGAACCAUGAGUUCUAGCACGUGAGUGUUUCAUCGAUCACACCACAGCAUCUUUAACCCUGCUUGACAUGCUUGACAGAGGAGCUUCCAGGAUGUUUUUGCCUUUCCCCACUUAAUAUCUUCUGCUCAGAUUGAGAGCCUGAGGCAACAAAGGAGGAGUAUUUCUUUCUCGUCCAAAAUGCUUACACUGUCGUCAUACCUUUAUCUGAAAAAUACCUUAUCUCCAAAACGUGAAACUGUUCAUGUUUGGAGGCAUCAGCCUUUGACCAUCAUACUCUUAAUAUUAGGAUCAGUCUGCUAAGUGCCCAUUUCUGAAGGGUGCAUUCUCUUCCUCUUUAUCGAUACUCUCUUAUGGAUGCAAGUAAUUGAGAAUAGAUUGUGCUCACUUAUUUAUUUUUUUCUUUCUGACCAUAAACCAUUGUUUCUAGCUGUACAGGCUACAAAGCUUCAAAUGGCACACAGGAGAGCAAGAUGUGAGAUAGGAAAGCAGGGGUUUAGAGGCUGGGGACCAGAGCUGCAUCUGGGAAACACAGUGGGAAUGAAUUCCCACAGUCCAGCCUGAACUCUCACCCAGUGUCAAAAGCCUAAGGCUUCAAGUUUUCCUAAGUCUCCCCCUAGUUUCACCUUCUGGAAAAUGAACAGUUCUUUCAUUUUCAGUGUUACAAAUCCCCAGGGGAAAUUUCCCCUCAAAACCUACUGUCAGAGAAAGUGCCGUGUUCCCACCUUCUAACAUGUAAUCAUCAUUUGUAAACACUUUAAAACGUGGAGGAAACUCUAGUUCCUGACCACUCAAAAAGAUUUCUCUGAAGAAAGUUGCGGUGGCUGUUUUUGUUUCCUCCUCCUCUUUCUCUGUCAUUAGGACCCAGGCUAGUCACCUCUGACAUCUUACUUAGGGAAAGUGGCAUGUUAACAUAAAAGGGCUGCAAACUUUUGAAUUAGGCGUGAGUUGGAAUCCCAGCUUCACUGUGUGGAAUUUGUGGUGGGGGCCCUCCUGGCCUCAAGUUCCACAUGAGUGACUUGGGGAAAUGAUGGAUACUUCUAAGGGUUUUUGGUUAGAAUUAAAUGAAAUAUAAAGUGCUUAAUGUCAGAUCUAGGAUCAGGUGAGUACUCAAAAAAUGUUCCAUUUCUUACUUUCAAGUCCUUUUUAAAAUUAUUCUUCAAAUGGGAUUAAAGAAACUAUGGUAGGACACAAUCUUACUCACAAUUAAGUUGCUGAAUGAAUGAAUUCAUGACUGAAUUUGCUUAGGGAAAAAACUGUUUUAUUGUAACAAGGCAAAGGACAAAUUGUAUAGUUUAUGAAUUCAGAGAUAUUACCAAGUUGCCUGCUUCUCUGAAUAGAACAUGUAUUUUCAUUUUAUUGGUCACGGUGUUAUCUUCUAGGGUCUCCUUAUGCCAUGCCAUAUGCUACCUAGUUCCUGGGUCCCAAGCAGCUCACUCUCUGUGCUGCCCUAGGUUUGGUGCCCACUCUGCCCUGGACUUCUUUUUCAAUUUUCUAGCUUUUCCUGGAGGCAGACCCUCACCUCCUUGUUAGUAAAUCUCUGCCUAGCCAAAAUCAGACAUAAACCAUGAUUUGGAAGGGGAGAGAACCUGGAAUACUUGAUUUCAUUUAAGUAUCCAUACUGAUGAAUGCCUGUGUCAGUAUUAAUAAAGGAGAACUGAAAACACUCACU